UCCUGUUACGUGUACUGAACAUCCGCAUUACCGCUUUUAGUUUCAAAAACAACUUUAUUAUUGACCAAAUUCGAGCCUGAUUUUCAUGCGACCUUCCAGAUAAAGAUAAUGAGCAUUCUGUGUUCAAGCGAAGAUCAGGGGAAGAACCCUCUGCAGGCUGCAAUAGAUGAGUAUGCAGCUAUAAAAAAACUUAUGGCAGAGGCUUCUGCAAGAAGAAAACUUGAAGCUGCACAGGCAAGCAAGGGCCCUGAAGAUUCAGAAGACGAGGGGGAAUGCACAUCAGAUGCAGGUGACGAGGGAGGGAUGCGUAUAUCAUUACCAGAUUCAGAUGACGAGAUUCAUAUAUCAUUAUUGGAUUCAGAUGAUGAGUCCACUUGGAGACGACGAUUUAGGCACCCAAGAAGCUUAGGCAUGGGCACAAGAACGAGGACAGUCAAACGCUAUAGAAAUCAUGGGUUACAGGCUUCCAAAAAAACUGAAACUGGUUUGGAACAAGAGGAGGAAUGCACAUCAGAUCCAGGUGACGAGGGAGGGAUGCGUAUAUCAUUACCAGAUUCAGAUGACGAGAUUCAUAUAUCGUUACCGGAUUCAGAUGACGAGUCCACUUGGAGACGACGAUUUAGGCACCCAAGAAGCUUAGGCAUGGGCACAAGAACGAGGACAGUCAAACGCUAUAGAAAUCAUGGGUUACAUUCUUCCAAAAAAACUGAAACUGGUUUGAAACAAGAGGAGGGAGCAGAAUCAUCUUCAGGACAAACACCCUCAGAUGAUGCAAAAAUAUUCACACCUGAACUUAUUCAAGAAGAUGACAAGUACAAAGACAAGAAUACAUACAGGUUUGUUUGUCCUCAUGCUGGUCAGUUUCAGUGCAGUUUGACCAGUCUUGUGUUUGUGAUGGAGGGUGAAGGAGAGCUGCUGUAUAGAGUCGUCUCGUGGGAUCCAUGUCUUUUAGAUGGUUUGGGUCAAAUGCAGCCUGCAGGACCCUUAUAUGACGUUAACUGUUUUAAUGGUUCAAUCUCAAAACUGAACCUUCCUCACUGUGAAAUAUUCUCCGAGGGCGACAACAGGGAUGGUUUGGCUGUAGCACAUUUUACUGGUGGGAAUAUGGAAAUAAUUCAGCCAAUUAAAGUGACAGAAAGUCAUGUGAUGAUUGACAUCAGAGUUCUCUCUCUAUUUGGACUCCUCUGGAUGAAGAUAUUUAGUCGCCCUUGCAUUAGUGGACAAGUUUUGCUUUUUCUUCGAACACUACCAGUUGAGGAGGAAGAAGAGGAAGAUAAAAUACUGAAUGUUCACUUGCUUCCAGGGAAUGUUCCUGUGACAGAGGUCCUGCACUCGCACCAGGAUAAAAAAUACAUUGAGACAACUUCAAAAUGUCACUUGUUUUUUGAGCGGGAAUACAGUCUGCGUUGCCAGCCAGAGAACUGUCAAGUGCAACCAAAGAGUGAGAUCUUUGAGCAUAAUAAUUUUGGUCCAAACUACCAUCCCACAUUUGAAGUGUUUUUGAGUGUUCACGUUAAAAAAGUUGGAUUGACUAUUUUAGACAAAGCUGAAGAUUGUAAGGAAGUGUGGAGCAGACCACGAAUAUUACUUAAAGCACCAAGUCAAGGAGUAGAACCUCCAGAGCACAGAAUGAUCUCAGGAAGUGAAUUUGUGGAUGCCCUCAGAGAUAAACUUAUUCAGAGAGUUUCCUCAGUGAUGGCGAUUGCUGACAGCCUGAAGAGCAAACACAUGAUUGCAGAUGAACUAUACAGCGAACUUCAGAAUGCCGAUACAAAUCAGAGUAAAAUGAGAUGCCUGUUUAAAGCUCUGCACUCUGGAGGAGCUUCUGUGAAAGCAGAGUUUUACCGUCUGCUAAAGAAGAACGAACCUCAUCUAGUAGAGGAACUGGAGUCUGGACCCAGCAGAUCCAGGAGACGUCAGUAAUGCUGAGAGUGAGUCAUAAACUACAGCGUCAGGGUAAAUAUACAGGACUGUGUCUAACAAGAGAUCCAGAAGCCUCUCGUUUAGUAUAUGAAGAUGUAAGAGAUGAGCUUCACAAGUUGAUAUAGAAGCUGUUGUUCAUGUUUAUAAUCUAAAGUAGUUUCAUAUGCAUGUUGUCAUUGUCUUCAAAAUCCAAGAAACAAUAAAAUAAUCCUUAAAUCGCUGUAAUUGUCAUGUUUCCUUGUUGAUCCCCACUGUAUGUGUCAAAAUAAUAAGCUAGUUUUACUCCCUAUAUGAGUAUUGUAUUUUUGUAUUAUUAUGUAUUAUGCAAGGGUAAUGGGUUAUAAAAGUGCUUCCACUUGCUUUUAUUUUAUGUACAUGGCCCUUUAAUUCUAAAUGCCCCCCCUCUCUGUUCAUUGGCCGAUGGCAUGUUAUAAACUAGUUCAGGACAGGUCAUUAUUAUUCGCUCCAGCCAAGAGAGUGGUCGUGGUGAGAGAGUGCUCCUGUAAAAUAUACUUUUUGUUUUUAUUAUUCACAAUGUAUCUUUUCUUUGUGCAUACAACUUUAUAAUUGCUAAUAUACACCCAUCAUUGCAGGUCGAAAUGUUAGACUGCUGAAACUGAUCACUGUGUUUUAACUCUGUUUACCAGAAUAAAGUGAUCUGUCCAAGGCGU
Danio aesculapii is the source of this 2594-nucleotide messenger RNA. RefSeq names its product NACHT, LRR and PYD domains-containing protein 1a-like. NCBI's taxonomy places the organism in Eukaryota, Metazoa, Chordata, Actinopteri, Cypriniformes, Danionidae. The transcript is spliced from 17 exons. The record is from RefSeq and is a predicted model, not a curated record. The coding region runs from base 109 to 1923 and encodes 604 amino acids. Gene Ontology annotation, biological process: innate immune response; inflammatory response; regulation of apoptotic process.